Messenger RNA from Arabidopsis thaliana (thale cress), 1404 nucleotides. RefSeq names its product F-box/FBD/LRR protein. NCBI's taxonomy places the organism in Eukaryota, Viridiplantae, Streptophyta, Magnoliopsida, Brassicales, Brassicaceae. The record is from RefSeq and is marked reviewed. The transcript has 3 exons. The coding region runs from base 1 to 1404 and encodes 467 amino acids.
AUGGAUAUAUGUUGCAAAGAUAUAAUUAGUGAUCAUUCAAAAAAAGAUAUAAUUAGUGAUCUACCAGAAGCUCUUAUUUGCCACAUCUUGUCAUUCCUUCCCAUAGAAGAUUCGGCUUUGACUUCAGUACUUUCGAAAAAGUGGCAGCAUCUAUUUGCUUUCAGACCAAAUCUUGAGUUUGAUGACGCUGUAGUAUAUCUUAAUCCUGACGGAGAAAGAAAUGAGACAAUAUUUGAGAAUUUCGUUGAUAGAGUAUUGAGUUUGCAGGGUGAUUAUCCUAUCAACAAGUUCUCUCUAACAUGCCGAGAUUUUACUGAUCCAACUUGUGUAUCUCGUUGGAUAUCAAAUGUGAUGGAACGCGGGGUAUCGGAUCUUGAUCUACGUUGUAUUGUGUAUUGGGAUAAUGGUACCAUGCCUCCAGAUAUCUUUGUGAGCAAGGCACUGGUUCAUCUGAGAAUAGAAACUGGAAACGGUGCCUUCAUUGAUGUGGAAGAUGUUUUUCUUCCAAACCUCAAGACUCUAUAUCUUAAUAAAGUCUUGUUACGACACAGUGAUAACGGCUUUGUGAAGCUUAUUACUAGUUGUCAUGUUCUUGAGGAUUUAUUUAUUAUGAAUAUAUGUUGGGAUGGUUAUUUGAAGCGCUCUCUAUCUUCUAAAACCCUCAAGAGGCUAACGUUCUUUUGUGAAGACGUCCAUGCCGUAAAUCCGGAGAGUGUUUCGUUUGAUACACCCAAUCUUGUCUACUUUGUAUACCAUGAUUGCGUUGCAGACAAGUAUAAAAAUAUGAAUUUUGAUUCACUUGUUUACGCUAGUAUCUGUCUUCAAAUGACAUCUCAUCAGCGUACACAUGCAAGCUAUGAACAUUUGGUCGGUAAUGCAACAGAUUUUCUUUUGGGAAUAAGCAAUGUUCAGAUCCUUGAAUUAUUUGCCAAUACCAUUGAGGUUUGUAUUGUAAUCCCUUCUUCUUCUUUUUUGGCUACAUUGAAACAAAAAGAAGACAAACAAGUUAGUGUUACAUGCCUUGCAGGAUGGGAGUCAUUGCCGGUUCUACUCAAAAACUGUCCAGAUCUAGAAAGCCUUAUCUUCGAUGGGCUCCAUCACAACGAUACAAUUAAAUGUGAGGAUGUUGACGGGUGUCUAUGCAAAUCUUCACGUGGCAUUCCUAGUUGCCUAUCAUCAAGUCCGGUGCAGUUUCUAACGAUAUGGAAAUUUGGUGAAAUUUGUGAUGACUAUGAUGACAUGGAGAAGCAGAUAGAGCUCGUCAUGUAUUUCCUGGAGACAAUGCCGAAUCUUGAAGAAAUGAAAUUGUUCUACGAUACACAAAUUUAUGAAGAUGUGAUAAGCAAACUUCAGAUGUUAGUAACCUCGUCGAAAUGCACAGUCUAUAUAAUCCCCGAGGUCUAA